Messenger RNA from Fusarium verticillioides 7600, 2552 nucleotides. RefSeq lists its product as hypothetical. The coding region runs from base 1373 to 2341 and encodes 322 amino acids. NCBI's taxonomy places the organism in Eukaryota, Fungi, Ascomycota, Sordariomycetes, Hypocreales, Nectriaceae. The record is from RefSeq and is a predicted model, not a curated record. Gene Ontology annotation, molecular function: glycosyltransferase activity. The transcript is spliced from 2 exons.
UGUUCUCACCGUAAGAGCUAGGGCCCCUAGUUCAUCAUGGAUGGCUGUGACCUUGACACCGCCAUGUGCUUGACCGAAAAAAACAGAGGCGAUCGGAUUUCCUCCUGUUCUUCAAGAUACACGAUUACGAGUUGAUUCAGGGGCUGAUACCAGGAAGUCAUGACGACGCUCAACAAAAAUAGACUCAGUAUCAUAUCUUGAACAGAAACAAAAUCUGCCAAUCAAUCUGUGGCUGUAUGUCUAUCACGAUGCACCUUUGUGUUAUCUUGAAACUUUGUCUUUGGUUGUCAAUGUCAGGACUGCCAUGAACCCAAAUAUGAGAUAACAACUAGAGGUUGCCGGGAUACGAUAUCAGUCCGUCGAUGUCGAACAGCUACGGAGCUGCAGUCUAUCAAUCUCUGAACAUCUUCUGGAGGGCUUAUCUUGUGUUGGUGGAGGACAUCGAUGGACCUAAUUGCAGGCUAAGUUGAAGCCUGUGAUUGCUUCAGUAGGGAUCGUAACAACCAAGAACUUAUUGCCGUCAAUGAUCAUGGCAGGCCGACAUAUGACAUUCAUCGGACAUAUGGCAGCUCACUUGAUCUCGGUCCAUACCUAGUCCCUGGAGUCUAGGACCUCGGCUUCUAGCCGAAGGUCCAGGAAGAACGGUUCAAGAAGAAGAACAUGACGGACAUGAUGUCCGAUUCGGAAGAUAAAGUACGGAAGAGUCAUAUCUGAAGCUCAUGAGCUGUGCACAGCAUGAUGGCACUGGACCCCACAGGGUAUGAUGAAAGUAUCCGAGGGUUGAUCAAGACCUGGCAGCUUGGGCUACCCAUGCGACGUCGGUUGAUUGAUUGAUUAGAUUCAAACUUUGCUCCUUGCAUCUGCUUUGCAUAGGCGAAACUCUGUACAGAUCUGAUGAAAACGACAAGAACUACAUCCUUCAAGUGAAGAUAUGAUGAUAUUAGUUUCAUGGAACUGUUGACUCUGGUUCCUGAUUAUUUGCAGGAUCUGUGAUUCUACAUUUUCUCCUCCAAUCGAGGCUACAUGCCAGAUCGUCAAUGGCGUCACUGAAGAACCCCAGAAAUGCCCCGCCAUCGUCAGGUACAGCAUCUAAAUUUGGACAUCGACGGCUCAUGAUAUGCGCCUUUUUGUGUACAAGAGUGGAAGAAUAUGACUUCUAAGUAGAGAAAACUCCAAAGAAUCUAGUUUUUUCACCCUUUCAUUGAAAAUCAGUGUCUCUUUCGGUUUCAAAAGGAGAAUAUACUGUUGCUUAUCAAUUUUUGAUUCUGCUAUUGCCCCUCCCACCGCUUCAACUAACUUAACUCUUGCAAUAUCGCUUGGAGGAAAUACACAACAACAGACCUUUCCAGGACAAAUCUUCAGGUUUCUCAAGAUGGCAGACUCAGAAUCUCGGAAACGAGCUGUCGACUCGCUCAAAGUCUGGACGAGUCUCAUCACGAACCUAGACUACUUGCCUGGUCUUCUCACCCUCGAACAUUCUCUCCGCGCGGCCAAAUCUCAGUACCCUCUUGUGGCAUUAUAUACCGAUUCAUUCCCCCCCGAAGGUCACGCAGCUCUCCGUGCUCGUGGCAUUGCCUCCCAGCACAUUCCAUACUUGCUACCAACUGAAGGCAAGGAUUACUCCAACGACCCGCGGUUCUACGAUUGUUGGAGCAAGCUCGCGCCUUUCUCCUUAACCGAAUAUGAGCGCGUCGUCCAGCUCGACUCGGACAUGCUUGUUUUGCGCAAUAUGGACGAGCUGAUGGAUUUCGAGCUGGACCUUCCCUCGAUUGCUGAGACUGGUGAUAAGACCGUCAGUAAGCGUGUCUUUGCAGCCGGUCAUGCCUGCGUAUGUAAUCCCCUCAAGAAGCCUCACUAUCCAAAGGACUGGAUUCCUGAGAAUUGUGCAUUUACCUCACAACACUCGAAUCCCGAUACCGCGCAAGCUGAGGCUGCUGAUCCGUCAGUCGGACCCUUGGGCUUUAUGAAUGGUGGCUUGCAGGUUGUCAAUCCUUCUCAGGGCCUCUAUGCGCAGAUUUUGGCGCAUAUGGAGGCCGACGCCGCCAACAUGGAUUUUGCAGACCAGUCACUUCUCUCGGACUUGUAUCGUGAGCGAUGGGUUCCUUUGCCGUACAUUUAUAACGCGCUCAAGACGCUACGGUGGAGAGGAGUCCAUGAUGCUAUUUGGAGGGACGAGAGCGUCAAGAACAUUCACUACAUCUUGAGUCCUAAACCUUGGGAUGAGAUUAAUGAGAAGGGUGAGUGGACGGGUAAGGACCAGAGUCACAAGUGGUGGGUUGAUGCGAACCGUGUCAGAAAAGAGUUGGAGAAAGAGAAGGGAGUCCCUGACGAUGGCUUUUAAGGAGUUUGGGGCAGCGAUAGUAUUAUGAGCACGGCGUUUGUGGCUAGAUAGUAGUUCAUGCGAAUGAACUGGAGGUUUCAGAGGUGUUGGAUGCAGAAUAUAAACAGCAGGCUUUGGGUAAUCCACUCUUUCAUUCUGUUACAGGUAUCUAUAGUAUCAGACCCAGUCCCAACAAUAGGAAACAUCCAUAAGACAAAGAACCCUCCCACCA